Messenger RNA from Anopheles nili, 3638 nucleotides. It is a transcript of the gene SIDL, whose product is annotated as trafficking protein particle complex subunit 10. The transcript is spliced from 3 exons. Bases 1 to 3441 code for a protein of 1146 amino acids. Gene Ontology annotation, molecular function: protein binding. Gene Ontology annotation, biological process: intra-Golgi vesicle-mediated transport; early endosome to Golgi transport. Gene Ontology annotation, cellular component: TRAPPII protein complex. The record is from RefSeq and is a predicted model, not a curated record. Lineage: Eukaryota; Metazoa; Arthropoda; Insecta; Diptera; Culicidae.
AUGAACUGCAAACCAAUUUUGACGUAUUCUGGCGAUGUGCGAAUGUUCAAAACGCUCGAGCCCCACAUAGUAGCUGCUCUUCCUGCCGACACUGCAGAAUGGAAACGAUCCUACGGGCGACCGGUGAAAAAUGUUCGUGUCGAGGCUACAUUUCAACCAUUCGAACAGAAUGCCCUUGAAAAGUACAAGGAUGGCAGGUGGAACAUCGUUGAGCACCCGGUGCUGCAUAUAUAUGUUACGGAAUGCAGUGACAUAGAAGCAUACAGGGCCUCAGUAAAGGAGGAAAUAGACCAAUGGCUCAAGGUGCUAAACAAUUUCAACGUGACCGACUGGAUGAUAUUGCUGGUAGAGACGCUAGAUGUAAAAAAAUCGAAAAAUAUCUUACCGCGCACGACGGUACUAGAUAAGAUACGACUUGAUUUUGCAUCGAAAAAUGGUGAUCGUUGUCUAUCGAUUUUGAAUUCUGCUAAAUUCGAGAUGAAAACGACUGAAUCCUUUCGCUGCUUGCUGCAACGCAUUCGCCACCUGAUGCUAACGGGCUACAACAAGACAAUAGUAAAGUACGAAGAACUUAUUCGUACUAACAGGGAAAACCGUAUACAGGAGAACUGGAGCUUUAUCGACUAUUUCGUGCUACAAGAGCAGCUGGCGUUUGUUCUGGAAAUGCUCGGCCAAUACCCAGAAGCAUUGGUGCAGUACGACGAACUGGACGCAAUGUUCUCCCAGUUCAUCCUUAACUCCGUGUUCGGCGAAAAGCAAAAAUGGCUUCUCAUUUUCGACCAGCCCCUGUACGCGUUUCACGGCAUAUCACUAAACCAUGCAAAAAUGAUGGAAACACGUGAAAAGAUCAUCUGCGGUAAAGUGACGCUACUGGAGUUUCGCAGCUACCUCUUCGAACGCCAAUGCGUUCUUCUAGAUGCAGCCCAAAAACCAUGGGAAAUCGCCGAGAGAUUGCUUCCUUUUCUGUUUUCAACGCUUCGAGAAAUCGAGGCUCUGAAGCUUGACACGCCCCAAGGAGCCCUUGCAUGUUGGGAGUUUGUUUGCGCUCUUGAGGUGCUCAAUUUAUGCGAUACGGUGCAGGAAUCGAAAGAUAUCUACAAAUGCUCGCAAUUUUCUGCCCCCAUCUGGAAUUUGGCCAAAGAGAAACUAUACCUCCUCGGGAAGCAGUGCGGGUUGCUGCCCGGUUUUGUACCCACGUCGGAGCAGCUGCAUACGGUCGUGCACUUGUCGGCGGGCAUGGGAGACAGUUUGCCAGAAAUGACCACCAACGGAACAUCACGAAGGCUUGAAACAGAGAAAAGCGAUCGUGGUAAUAAAUCGGCCAAUUCGCCAGCGAGGAAGCCGAAGAAAUCAGCCACCGACACAUUGAAGGAAGCGCUGGGCUCGAAUCAGGCAUUCACGAAGCUUUACCUCGAGCUAAGCGAACUUGCUAUCAGCACGUACAAGCACGUAUCGCGCUUGCGAUCGGCCCGGUUAGUGGGGCUGGAUCUCGGUAACUUCUACAUCACAUUGAAUGAACCGCAAAAGGCAGUGAAUUUCUUCACGGACGUGCUGCGUGAACUGAAGAACGAAAACUGGCACUAUCUCGCGAGCCAAACGCUACUGGAUUUGGCCUCGUGUUACCGGAAGAUGGAGGAUAACGUGAACUACACAAAAACCUGUAGCACGAUCGCAUGCUGCCACGAUCUAGAGUUGCUUGUGCGGACAUUUUACUUCGACGAAUUUAUGAAAUCACUCAAAACACUCCAAUCGAUCCGCAAUGUGGAUAUUAAUGCGCUUAAUGUGAUCAGCACGCUCGAAGAUCAUUUCAGCGUAGUGAACGUCGUCCUGGACAGUACGUCGAUCGUGCAAGAUGACUACAUCACCGUACUGCUCGAGCUGGAUAGUAACUUUCCGCGUGAGCUGCUCGUAGAACAAGUGUUGCUUUCGUUUGAAAUGAACGCAAAGCAGACCCUGGAUCCCGUGGCUUCUGGAAAUGUCGCGACCAAGGAAGUCGGAUCACAAUUGCCGAUAAUACUCCACCUAGACUACAAGCAGGAUAAUACUCUGGCCGGUUCCUCGGUAGCGUGUGAUAAUCGCGCAAAGCAACCGGUGCGCCGCAGCAGCAGCACGCGACGCAAGAUUUCUCCGACACAGCGGUCAGACUUUACCAACUGCGUGAGUAGUGAGUCAAGACUCGUGUUACAGCCGGGCCUCAACGUGAUCGCGCUUAAAACCAAAGCCACCCGUGUCGGCACCUGGAGCUUUCGGCAACUGUCGGUUCAGGUUGAAACGGUAGAAUUUUUAUCGGAAUCCCUCCCAGUGAAGACGAUGAACUUUGAAACGAUAACAAAAGCGUCUGUGGCAUCGUUAAAUUUCGUCAAUCUCGUCGCUGGUGUCGAGCAGCCAGUCGAGCUGGUAAUUUCAGCCGGAAGUUUCCGUUUCCCAAAGGAUGCCACUGCCACGAUACGGUGCUCAAAGAAUCUCAAAAUGAGAAUAUCAGGAUCUGAGGAGCAGAAACAACCGUUUGAAAGAGAGCUGGUUGUACAGUUGGCCGACUUUACACCAUUCGAAAAACGAACCAUUGCUUUAGAAGCGAUUUGUGACCUUCCCGGCAAACGAGAGGAACGUGCUAUCGAGCAAAAGGUCUCCCUGCAGGUCCCCUGGAGUCGAAACGAGAUCUCGAUUCCGUUACACUUCAUGCCUGCGUUAAUAGCGUCCUGUCGAUUGCACUCCUCCGGAGCACGAAAGUUUCUGCAAGUUGUUCUCAAGGGUGUAAGCGACUAUCGUCUCAUGUUACGAGACGCCCGCAUGACCUGUUCGGCCGAGGGCGUCACAAUAAUCGAUAUUAAUCCGACAGAACAGCGGGAAACAGUGAUGAGCAAAUCACUUUCAAUAUCUUAUCUGUACGAGUUUCAAGUGGAAGCGCUGAAGGCCGAAACUGAGCUACCGGUUGUGCAUGUGGAUUUUCGCAUGCGCUUCGCGGAUGUCACCGUGCCAGAAGACCAGCGGUCCUACCUGCCGUACAGUGUUACGUUCGACGUAAUGGACUAUACGACCCUGUUCACGAUCUGCGCCAAAGUGGAACCGCAGGAAUUGUGUCGUGUUAACUCCGUCUGCCAUCUUAACUUACGCAUCUCGAAAGUUCAUGACAAUCCGUAUGCGGACCUAAUGUACGAGGUGCUCGCGGACCAAAAUAUGUGGGCAGUUGUGGGUCGUACCGCAGGAGUCAUAUCGAUGGAAGAAGUUGAAAGUCACAGCAUCACGCUUGACGUGCUCCCGCUUACGGCUGGUUUUCUGCCUCUGCCAAACAUCCGUCUGUCGAAGUAUAUCUCGGCGAAUAAGCUGAAAAAUGACACCCACUCACGACUGCAACCGUUCCCGCCGGGACAGAUUUAUAACUCAACCAAAAGCAUGCAAAUCCAUGUCCUUGCCAGCACAAAUAACGAUCAGCCACAGUAGGCGAGUGAACACGCGUUAAGAUCCGCUGGUCGCGCCGUAUCGCGACAUGCUGCAUAACUAAUAGCGAUUUGAAAAGCUCAACAUGACGCAUUCCAUUCAGCUCAGUUUGUUAAAUGUGUUGCUAUUUAUUUUCAGUCAAAUGUUUGGGCUUUUUUUAGCAUAAAUACCAUGUUGAUCGAGAAAAUAAAUGAAGCAUU